Eremomyces bilateralis CBS 781.70 is the source of this 2749-nucleotide messenger RNA. Its product is annotated as ABC transporter domain-containing protein. The record is from RefSeq and is a predicted model, not a curated record. Gene Ontology annotation, molecular function: ATP hydrolysis activity; ATP binding. The transcript is spliced from 2 exons. NCBI's taxonomy places the organism in Eukaryota, Fungi, Ascomycota, Dothideomycetes, Eremomycetales, Eremomycetaceae. Bases 1 to 2283 code for a protein of 760 amino acids.
AUGCGGACAAAGGAGCACCAAAAGCCACAGCAGAUUCAAGUUACUGCCCAGCAAUCUCGGUUUCACACCGAAGCAGUAUCCGACCCGACCUCGAAAGAUGUGGUAGUCAAAUCCCUCUCUAUCUCCAUCGGGCAGAAGGAGAUCUUGACGAAUGCGGAACUUUCUCUCAAGGAAGGCCGGCGAUAUGUACUGGCUGGGCGGAAUGGAGUUGGGAAAAGCACGCUUUUACGGGCCAUGGCGGACAGUCUGAUCCCAGGAAUUCCCCCUAGCAUUCGCAUUCUACUUCUAGGCCAAACUCAAAGCGAUGCUUCGCCACAAGAGGCUCCAUUGGAGGAUGCUACUGCUCAGUUGUCUUUGUCUGCAUCAGAUGCCUUGUCACCAUCCCGAGUGAAACAAGACACCGAGACGCUCCUUGACCACGUCGUUCGCAGCGAUGCUAGGCGAGAGCGCCUUCUUCACGAAGAGGCUAUUCUGUCAUCGUCACUAAAAGAAACGGCGGACCCGGUUGCUGCGGUACAAGCCAUCCGCCGAAUCAACCUCGACAGAUUGAAGCGAAAACUUGAAGAAGCAAAGCGAGUUGCAGAGAAGCGGAGCGGUGCUCGAGGCGCAAAGGCCAGGAAGGAGUUGAUCCAAGUAGAGAAUGAGGUUUCUGAGGCAGAAAAGGCCGCCACGGAUGACCCAGCGUCGAACGAAGAAGACAUGGGUUCCGCGCAUGACAAUGCGUUUGGAAUGCUGGAGAGCGUACGGAUGGAGCUGGAAAGCAUGGAUGCGUCCAGUCUUCCAGGUCAGGCUCGCAAGAUCUUGAUUGGACUUGGUUUCAAGGAAGAUGUUAUCGAUGCCCCUCUAGGCCAUCUUUCAGGGGGCUGGCGGACGAGAGCCUCGAUUGCUUGCUCGCUCAUUCAACCGGCCGAUGUACUCUUGCUCGACGAACCGACUAACUUCCUCGACCUCCCUUCUAUCAUUUGGCUGCAACAGUACUUGAUCUCGGUUUCCGAGGACAAGGGAACGACCAUCCUGGCGGUAACCCAUGAUCGCGCCUUUGCCGAUGCCAUUGCGGAAGAGCUGCUCAUGAUGCGGGAGAACUCUCUGGAACGGUUCCGCGGGACACUUUCGGGGUACGAGAUGCAACGGCACAAGUACGCCAAAUGGAUGACGCGAAUGAAAGGUGCCCAGGAAAAGCAAGUGGCUCACAUGAAAGACACGAUCGAGUCCAGCAUGAAAGCGGCAAGAAGACAAGGCGAUGACAAGAAAGCACGGCAGGCUGCCAGCCGGAAAAAGAAGAUGGAAGAGCGGACAGGACUGGAGGUCAGUGCCAAAGGAACCCGCUUCAAGCUAAAUCGAGACCUCGCCGGAUACCACCUGUCGAAUCGCGCCGGCAUCGAAGUACCCAAGUUCGAUCUUUUGCCACGGAUCGUCAUCAAGACCGAAGUGCCCGAUUUGAGGUUUCCGGGCGCUUUGGUUGCGGUUGAGGGGGUGCAGUUCAGCUACCCGUCGAAAGGCCGGAAGCAGCCGAGAAAAGAGGUCCUAAAAGGUGUCAACCUGACAGUGCGACUCGGCGAGCGUGUGGGGAUCGUCGGACUGAACGGCAGCGGGAAGACCACCCUAGUCAACCUCAUCAUGGAGAAAAAUGAGGAAACGAAAACGGACGUCAAACCCACCAAGGGGACCAUCACCCGGCACCCACGCGCGAAGUUCGGCCGCUACUCGCAGCGCGUGACGGAGGAACUCACCGCCCUCGGCGAGCAGAACCGCGAGCUCACCGCGCUCGCCCACCUCAUCCAGGUAUCGGACGGGGUGGUGGACGAAGUCAAAGGACGGAAGAUCCUGGGAAGUUUGGGACUGUCGGGGAAGUCCGCGGCGGAGGUGCCGAUCUUCGCGCUCUCCGGGGGGCAAAAGGUGCGCGUCGCGAUCGCGCUGUUGUUGUUCGAUCCGCCGCAUCUACUAGUUCUAGAUGAGGUGACGACGCAUUUGGACUCCGACACGAUCGUGGCGCUGGUGCAGGCUUUGAGGGCAUAUGAAGGGGCGUUGGUGGUGGUCAGCCAUGACCGGUUCUUCAUUCGGACCUUAGUGGAGGGGGAGUCGAUUUCUUCUUUCUCGAGAAACGUUGCUGGGGUGGGAGAUGAGGAGGAGAGCGAGAGUAGUGAGGAUGAGGAGGAGGAGGCGAAGAAGGGAGAGGUGUAUCGGGUCGUGAAAGGAGAACUCAGGCGGCUGGGAGAGAUGCUGGAAUAUGAGGGAAUUGCUGAAAGAGCGGCUGAGAGGCUGAUGAAGAAAGGGUACACUUGAUGAGUUCUUCAGCCCUAGUUAAGGUUGGCUCUAUCAUAUGGUGCAGUUUCGAGUAUUCAAAGCCUGGGGUUCCUUUCAGGGCCAUUCAUCUCGCCCGGAGAAUACAUUGCGAUGACUUGAAGCUACCAGGAGACUGAACUCCACUGUUUCGACUGAUUGCCCAGGUAGGAGAGGUUCUCGGAUAGGGUUCCGGUACCAUAGCUCCAUCAUCAUCUGAACACGGUCCGGCCAGCUUUAGAAAAUCAUGCUUUAUCGUUAGCCAAGGAGAGAAUUCCGCUCCUCAAUUUCCGAUGCCCUUGCCCGAGACGACGCUUUGUCCACGGCCCUUUCGUCGGCAUCCACCCUUCCUCGCGCCAUCGCUGCCAUCCUCUCGAAUCUCGCCCGCCUAGACUAGAAUGUCAUGGUUAGUGAACUAGCAUUCGUGGCAAGAGGUUUUUCCACCACUUCCCGCGGCGCGACGAGACCC